AUGAAGCUUUUGUACACGACAUUUGACGUAAUGGUAUCUGUUUCAGAAAUAAAAAAUCAAAUACUGGGUUAUAGGGUCAAUAAUAUAUACGAUGUGGACAAUAAAACAUAUCUUUUAAAACUUGCUAGCACGAAGUCUGACGACAAGGCGAUAUUGCUUUUAGAAUCUGGCUCACGCUUACAUAUUACUGAUUUUGACUGGCCUAAAAAUAUCAUGCCGUCAGGAUUUUCCAUGAAGCUGCGUAAACACAUACGAAACAAGAAGAUCGUUGAUAUCUCCCAAGUCGGAGCCGAUCGCGUUGUUGAUAUCCAGAUUGGUUAUGAGUCGUCUGCUUAUCAUUUGAUUGUGGAGUUGUACGAUCGGAGUCAAUUUCCUGAAGUAUAUUAUGAUCCGUCAUGA
Messenger RNA from Schistosoma guineensis, 399 nucleotides. NCBI's taxonomy places the organism in Eukaryota, Metazoa, Platyhelminthes, Trematoda, Strigeidida, Schistosomatidae. The record is from the annotation of a GenBank genome assembly.